ACAUUACCAGUCAUUCGAGGCGGUACACGUGCCAAUGAAAUUGAUGCCUGCAUCAAGUCAUCACAUUUAUGGCAACACGUAGAAACACAUUCUUUGACAACUAACAUGAGAGCUUAUCUCUACGGUGACGCCAACGCUGCUGAGUUUGCAAGUCUCUUGCUGCGAGUUGGGAAUGGUCAUAUACCGGUAGUUGAAGGACGUGAUACCAUCUUCAUUCCAGAACAUCUUGGCACAGUUACCGACUCUCCUCAGACCUUGAUAGAGCAAGUGUACCCAAACUUGCAACAUCACUACCAAGACUUCGAAUGGCUAAUGCAACGAGCUAUUCUCGCACCACACAAUUUGUCCAUUCGUGAUAUUAACUGGGAGAUGCUUCACCAGUUUCCUGGAGAGAUAAAGAUCUAUAAAUCAAUUGAUACGGUCAGAGAUGAUGAUGCAGUACACUAUCCCUCGGGGUUUCUUGACUCCCUGGAACCUGCUGGUAUGCCUCCUCAUAGACUGGCUCUAAAGGUGGGAAUUCCUCUAAUGGUUCUCCGAAAUCUGGCUCUUGGGAUUGGAAACGGCACACGUCUUAUACUAAAGAGAAUGAUGAACAACUGUCUGGAAGCAACUAUUGCUACUGGACCACAUAAAGGCCAAGACGUGUAUCAGCCAAAGAUACCACUAAUUCCCAGUGAUACUGGACUGCCAUUUGAAUUCAAACGACUUCAGUUUCCAGUUAAGGUCUGCUUUGCUAUGACCAUUAACAAGGCACAAGGGCAGACCUUAGCUGUGGCAGGGCUAGAUCUACACUAGCCACCCUUUAGCCAUGGACAGCUUUAUUUAUGUUGGCAUUUCUAGAGUUGCCUCCAAACACGGACUAACUUUCUUGGCAAAAGAAGGAAAAACGAAAAACAUAGUGUACCAGGAAGUGCUGUCGACAAGAUGAUCAUCUUUAUAUUCACUGCAGGCAUUCAUGGCCAACAUCACCUAUGAUGCUGGCCAACAGCGACUCAACCAGGGUUAGCUUAGUAUAGGUUGACUGUUAAGAGGAGUGUGAAAGCACUCCAUGGUAUCUCAGACGGUGGCUUUGCAUGACUAAUUCUGCCUAGCUGAAGAUAACUGCAAAAGCACUGCAUGGCAUCUCAGACUGUGGCUUUGCAUGGCUGUAAUAUCUGCUCAACUGAAUAUAAAAUGUGAAAUCAGUGCGUGCCAUACCCAGCUGAACAUCAGUAUGAAACAGUGCAGGGCAUGCCCAGCUGAAUAUGAAUGUGAAAGCGCUACAACAUAUUGAGUUGAAUUAGUUCAGAUGCAGCAAUGUGAAGGCUAACAGUGGCAGAGGGUUCGGCUGGAGCUUCGGAAGUUCUAUUGUCCUCCACUAUCUCGGACGGCUCGACGGAUAGCGAUGCGCUACAUGCCGGCUGUAUCUCACUCGGAAGAGCCUUCCCGACCAUCCCGGACAAACUCGUCGGUGCAUUCACUCGUUAGACUACGUCGACCUGGCGGAGCUGUUACCAAGACAAUCUGGAGGUGCAGCGACGAGCAGAUACGGUCUAGACACGGCAGCGGGCAACGGCACCGCGGCGAAUGAACAUGUUUUCUCCAUUGUUGGGACCGUGCAACUUGACGAUGAAUUUAAUGUUAAGUUCUCUCAGAAGUAGAAAGCGUAUCAAGGAAACUGUUUAGAUUGGACAUUUGUGUUUACUGCCGGACAAACGCACUUUAAUUUCUUUAGUGAAAGACGAACAAAAUUGUUUAGCGGUAGCUCUACCUCUAAGAAUACAAGUAUUGCUAUAUGUUGGUAGUUCAAAGUAAUCAUGGAAGGAACUCCUGGUAUCAUUUUACACCAUUCACACAUUUUGUCCGUCACGUGAGUAGGGUAGAUUUAUAAUUUUGCAAGAGUCUGUAUGUAUGUAUCUAUGUUAUAUGUAGGCCUAAAAGUAUAUUGUACAUUCAAUUAUUCGUAAGUUAGCUACAAUUACAGAUAAAUACA
Corticium candelabrum is the source of this 1972-nucleotide messenger RNA. RefSeq lists its product as uncharacterized. Gene Ontology annotation, cellular component: replication fork. The coding region runs from base 106 to 795 and encodes 229 amino acids. NCBI's taxonomy places the organism in Eukaryota, Metazoa, Porifera, Homoscleromorpha, Homosclerophorida, Plakinidae. The transcript has 2 exons. Gene Ontology annotation, biological process: DNA replication. The record is from RefSeq and is a predicted model, not a curated record.